Messenger RNA from Fusarium graminearum PH-1, 906 nucleotides. RefSeq lists its product as uncharacterized. The coding region runs from base 1 to 906 and encodes 301 amino acids. The record is from RefSeq and is a predicted model, not a curated record. Gene Ontology annotation, biological process: malate transmembrane transport. NCBI's taxonomy places the organism in Eukaryota, Fungi, Ascomycota, Sordariomycetes, Hypocreales, Nectriaceae. Gene Ontology annotation, cellular component: membrane. The transcript is spliced from 3 exons. Gene Ontology annotation, molecular function: malate transmembrane transporter activity.
AUGACAUACCGGUUUAUACGAAAACCCUCAAGCUUUCGCGAAUCUGUCAUGAAACCUCCAGAAGCCUACUUUACUGGAUCACUGUGGCUCUCGAUAGCAACAAUCAUCAUGGGCAUGCAGGCUUUUGGCGUUCCUCAUACCGGUCCCUGGCUCAUUAAUGUUGUCCGAGCGCUCUUUUGGAUUUACGGCGCCGUCACUUUGACCUACAAUAUCGUCAUCUUUGUCGUCAUGUUUUCCAUCGCACCCUUCGCUCCUGGUAGCAUGAGCUCUCCGAUGUUCUUGAUGAUCUACAACACCAUGCUCACUGGUACUGUCGCUUCGGUAAUAGCAGCUGACCAGCCUCCCCACCAGCGAGUGCCCAUUAUUGUUGCAGGAAUCGCAUUUGAAGGCCUUGGGUGGAUAUUGUGUCUUGUCUUCCUUCCCCACUUUGUUGGAAGCAUGCUUGUCAAUGGUCUCGGUCCCGUCAACCUCAGACCAGGGUUGUUCAUAUCUGUUGGUUCAGCAGGAUAUACCAUCAUUGCGCUCAUCGGAUGUGCCAAGGCCAUUCCAGACGGAUAUGGAUACUUUGCGAAGCACCCGACUGCCUUCGAGACACUAAACAUCAUGGCAUUGUGGAUCGGCGUAUUCCUUUGGCUAUUCACAUUUUGGCUUUUCGCAAUAGCAUUAGUUGCGCACGUUCCCAUCUUGAUCUCCAAAAUCAGCAGGGAUAAAUCCCGAUCGCAGAUGAGUUUUGCCCUGCCUUGGUGGGCAAUUGUCUUUCCGAACGUGGGCUUCACGAUUGCAACGGUGUACAUUGGUGAAGAGUUUGAAUCAGACGUCGAUAUUCCAGAAGCGUAUUAUGUAGGGAUCUGGGCCCAGAAGUGCAUAAUACAGACACAAGUCAUUCAGAUGCCGGGUCUGCUCUAG